Messenger RNA from Ctenocephalides felis (cat flea), 978 nucleotides. RefSeq names its product piggyBac transposable element-derived protein 4-like. The transcript has a single exon. The record is from RefSeq and is a predicted model, not a curated record. Bases 1 to 978 code for a protein of 325 amino acids. Lineage: Eukaryota; Metazoa; Arthropoda; Insecta; Siphonaptera; Pulicidae.
AUGCUCCACUUACACGAAAAUGAUCCAAAUAACCAAAGUCUUAAUACUCGAACUCAGAAAGUAAGUCAUUAUUUAGAUUAUUUGGACCAGAAAUUCAGACAACAUUAUGUCCCUUCAAGAGAGAUAUCAGUGGAUAAAUCUGUUGUUGGAUUUAAGGGUAAAAUUAGUUUUAUAACUUAUAACCCUAACAAACCUACAAAAUGGGGUAUAAGAAUAUAUGUAAUGGCUGAUGCUAACACCGGAUAUGUUUACACAAUUUUGCCUUACUACGGAAGCCUGACAUCGCAUCAAUUAGUGAGACCUGAUUUGCCUGUAACUACAAGAAUUGUGUUAAAUCUUUGCCAAAAAUUACUGGAUUAUAACCCGGGAUGUCAAGGACAUCAUUUUUAUACUGACAGAUACUACACCAGCAUACCACUUGCAGAAGAGUUAUUAAAAUUAAAUGUUUAUUUAACUGGCACGAUUCAAACCAAUCGCAAAUUUAUACCCGAUUGUAUAAAAAAACCAAUAUUUGCUGAAAAUAACAUGUUUGCAUUCAGAUCGGGUAAACUGAUGUUAUUGGCUUGGAAGGAUAAAAGGAUCGUUACCACACUUACUUCGUGGGACAUUUCAGGAACACAACCUAUACACAGAAGAAUACGAGGUGGUAAUGUACAAGUUAUAAAUAAACCAAAUGUAGUGAUCAACUAUAAUAAAUUUAUGGGAGGUGUUGACCGCGCAGACUCGUAUUCAGCGUCAUACUGUUUCCUGAGAAAGUCUAUGAAAUGGUGGCAAAAAUUAUUUUUCUGGGACAUUGAAAUGUCCAGUGUCAAUGCAUUUUUAUUGUAUAAAAAUUCACAACGAGGCAAGAAUAAACCAAUGACACAUUUAAAGUUUGUUCGGGAAUUGGUUGAUGUAAUGACCAAAAAAUUUUCGCCAGGUGUCCAAAUCUCCUGGAAGGCCAUUAUUAGUAGAUCCAGAGGAGAGAUUGAAUGGUAA